AUGACUGGCUGUGGCAAGACUUACUUCAUCACCGGACUGAAGGAGGACCCUUCCGCCAAGCCAGCCCAGCCAGACGGAGAUGCGGAAACAUCGACUGAUAAUCCUGUGGAGCUCGUAAGCAGGACGGAGAGUAAGGAGGAAGACACAAGCGAGAAGGGAGAGGGGCCAGGAGACGAGGCCGCCCGUGGCUCCUCCCCUAACGGUAACCAGAGCAGCAAGCCACUGCUAGGGGAAAGCAAGACGGAUUCUCGGCAGAACAGCCCUGUGUGGAAACGCAACUCUCCGGGGUCUCGCAAGCCAACCAAUCCUGAUGCCUUGGCACAUCUCCAGAUUCCUAGCCAUGUCAAAGGAGAGAACGGAGGUUUGGGGCCAAGCAGGACUCCCUCCGUCCGGGACCUCAUCGCAGAGCACUCAGCCGACGGCACUCCUCUGCCUCUCAACAUCUCCCUCCACAACAACCCCCAGAGCAACACCGACCAGGACUUUGUGGACUGCAUCAAGCAGGAAGGAACCACCGACUACUUCCACAAGCCUCCUAUCAACAACCUAACUCUGACUUUCUACAACAGGAGUAUAGAGGCGCUAUACCGGGCCCAGUUCCGGCAGGACACUUCCAAGGAGCCCAGGAAUCCUGAGGCUGGCCGCAAAAACCGGCGUCACUCGUCGGAGACCAUCUCCACGGCCAAGUACAACACUGUGUUUGACGUGGUGAUCUCGUUUGUAGUGUAUCUGCUGAUUUCAAUUGGCAGCUUCUUAGUGUUCCAAGUACAGGUCCACUGGUUGAUUAUUUUCCCCAUUGCUGCUGUCCUGCAGCUGUUGGUGCUGUCCGCAGUGCUGCUGCAGGCUUUCAGCAAGCAGCGGUCAGGCUUUUACAUGGCCCUGUCUGGCUUCUUCCACCACUGGGGUCCCAGGCACAUCCUAGGUGCCAUCCUGAUCAGUCUGCCCGUUCUUGCAGUCUACGCCAACUUCCUUUGCCAGUCAGAUAUAAGUGUCUACACCAUGCAGUUCUUUUGCUUUCUUGUCGUGGUGGCCCUACUCCACUUCUGCAACUUUGUCCAGCUGAGCUCCUGGAUGAAGACCAUCCUGGCAUUAAUGUGUGCUGUCGUCAUGCUUGUGCUGUUCAUCAUCAACCCGUGUCACCAGGAGGAACGGCCGACCGUGAUCCCGGCUUCCAACAACUCGCUCAACGACUCUCAGGGGUUUGUCGGAUACACGGAACUCCCCGACGCAAGCAAGUGCACCUUUGAGACAAACCUGAACAUGGAGGUCAUCAUUGACAUCUUCCUGCUGCUGAUUCUGGUCCUGUUCCUGAACCGAGAGUUUGAAAUCUCCUACCGGCUAAACUUCUACGGUGGGGUAGAGGCAGGGCAGGACAAGGAAAAGAUGCAAACGGAGAAGGAAGAGGCAGAAGCCCUGCUGCAUCACAUCAUCCCCGUCUUUGUCACUGAGCAGAUGCGUAGCGACUCCAAGUUCUCCCAGAACCACGACAACGUGGCCGUCAUCUUCUGCAGCAUCGUCAACUUCAUUGACUUCUAUGAGGAGGCCUACCAGGAUGGCAUCCAGUGCAUCCGCGUCUUGCAUGAACUCAUCAGUGACUUUGACAACCUCUUGUGUGACUUUGACCACCUCUUGGGUGAGAAGAACUUCCAAUCGGUCGAGAAAAUCAAGACCAUUGGGCCCACGUACAUGGCGGCUUGUGGCCUGCAUCCUCCCUCGGCCGAGGAUGACGGCAACCCUUCCAAAUGCCUGAUCACCAUGAUAGAGUUUGCUACAGAGAUGAUCAAGCAGGUGAAAGUCUUCAAUGACGAGAUCCUUAGCAUCACAAGCGGGGCCUUUGAGUUCAUCCCCCGCAUUGGUUACAACCACGGACGGCUCACGUCAGGUGUCAUCGGCACCACCAAACUCUUGUACGACAUCUGGGGAGAUACAGUCAAUGUCGCAAGCCGGAUGGACUCCACAGGCCUGGCCGGCCACAUCCAAGUCACUGAACACUCCAAAAAGGCCCUGGAGCCCUACUAUAUAUUCGAAUAUCGCGGCCCCGUCAAAGUCCGAGGCAAGGGGGACAUGACAACAUAUCUUUUAAAAGGAAAACGCGACGCCCCUUUGUUAAUAGGAGAGUGUAACUCAGUACCUGCUAGUCCCAAUGGUCCCAGCACUCCAAGUAGAGAGGCAUAGCAUUUUACAGUUUUUCAUCUGACUUUCAGCAAAGUAGUUUUAGCAUUUGUAGUAUUUAGAUUAGUGGACUUACCAGUUUUGAUAUAGAAUUAGUGAGAUUUGGGAGACAACUUCACAUGCAUUUUAGAAAAUUAGACAUAAUUUUCUCCUGAGCUCUUAGAAUUUUCUCCUGAGCUCUCCUUGUCAUCUUGUGUCCUAGUUUAAAUGUUCGGCUUCCAGAAUACCAAUAGCUGUACCUUAAAAACAAGAAUUGGGCUUGAUAAUCUGUAAAAUGCCUAGGUUUGGAGAUUUUCUAAAAAUGAAGGUCAAGGGAUAACUUAGACUGGAGACCUUACCUUGUGGAAUGAGGAGAGACAAUGGCUUAGCUGUUUUAGAGAUGUUGUCGGUUGUUUAAUAUGCUUCCGUUGCUUUGAUAGGCCAAAAACACAAGCUGCCAUAGUCACGACAUGCAGAACCUAUGUGUAGGCAGGUAAUAGACUGUUAUCUUGUUGCGGUCAUCUUGAUUUUUUUUUCCAUUCAAAUCAAUGUAACCAAAGCGAGACUGGAAGGAAAAAUAGUCUGGUUCCUUUUUGCACAAAAACCAUUAUCAGUCAGUGCUGUUAUUGGAUACAGGGAACAUGACUGAAAUGGUGGCAGCAUGAUAAAGGUCUAUUGAUUCGUUCCCAUGACAGGAGUCAUCAAACCAGAAACAACGCUUUGAAGUGUUUGCUGUUAUCUAACAUGCAUCCAAAUAAUGUAGGAUACUUCUUGCAAAUGGGAAUGCGGAGCGAAUUUUGACAUCACAAAACACUUGCAGCAAAUUUUGAUGGAAUUGAAAUGUUUUCAACCAUGAUGAACUCGCGUAUGUCUGCACGGUGUACAUGUAUGAGCUGGCCUACAGACAGUGACCAGAUCAGGGCGCUACAGCUUGUCUGUAAAACAGCUCACAAAUCCCUGCUUCCAUUUAUAAUUCCAAAACUGGUCCUUGUUGGAAAAUAUUUCAGAAAUCCUUUAUUGACAACUUUUUGCUUGGUCGUUAAUUCUUCAUUUAAGAACAUGUACUUGUAGGGGUCAUUCAGAAGUUGUCAGAAUGUGGAGUGGCCAGUUUGGGAAAUCUUUUGUCUUCUAGUAACUUUUUUUGCAUGCAAAGGUUCCACAUAAUUUGCACGGAUCAGGUAAUUAAUUUCAACCAUGAAAAUCAACCAUUAAUCUUCCAUGUUUUACUUUGCCAAAUUCAUCGCCAAAGACAGCUAGAGUUUUUCAUUUAUUGAGUUUGUUCUCAUAUUAUUAACGAGCUUCCAAAUUUUCUUUAGCAGCAAGUACACGUCCUAGGAUCACACUGUAGUUGACACACAUCAACCGGUCUUCGCAGAGUUCGCGGCUUGUCUGCCAUGGCAACAGCGACCCUAGUAGGUUCGGUGACUGGUGACCACGAUUCCCACUGCAUUAUGCUUAAAGAAGUCCAGGCACCGGACAUUAUUGUGUGGUUCCUAAUAGCUUACUACUGACAAAGCCUGCUAAGGAGAGGACAUGGACACUGCAUCAUGUGGAAGACUCGCCAGUGAGGGCGCUUUACUGCAUGCGAGGUCUAUAGAGCCCUUGUUUGAGCCCGUCUUUGACUGAGGUGAUGUCUGUCGAUAGAAGCAUGUAAAGGUUGUGUGAUGAGGCACCCGAUGACUCUUGGUUCAGUAUAUUGCUGUAUUCUGUAAACCACCAACGCUCUGUACAUUUCCAAAAACUAGACACAAGAGUACUUCAAAAAAUUGUUCAUGGUCUAACUAAACGUGUUUCCUGUCCGUUGACUAGUGUGUGUAUAUAAGUGUACAUACAUAUUGCAGAACUGUAGGGAUGAUCAUGGUUUUAGUGGUAUGCAAUGUGUUUUUAAGGCAUGUCUUGAAGUUUGGCAUAAGGACAAAAAUAUAAAAAAAAAUUGUAUUCAGACAUUAAAUUAUUUUAAGUGCCUCUUUAUAUGCUUCUUAAGAUAUCAGUUGAUUCGUGGGGGUAGAUUUUUAUUGAUGUGUGCUGUAAAUACGAUAUGAUUUGGGGGUUUUUUUUUUGAGGGGCAAUUUUACCUUUUGUGGAUAAAUUAACAGUGUUCCCAUCGUACAAAUAGUGAUCUUUAACUUGCCAGUUAAAACUUUCUCGUUGUAAAACAAUUGAAUAAUCAGUGACUAUUUUGGGAGCAGUGUCGUCAACAUGUACAUUUUGGUUCUAGGUAUAUUUGUCACUAGAUUGUCCGGACGAGCGUGACGUCUCAUUUGCAGUGGGGUUGAUCAACAUGUGAUGGCCAUAACUCAGACGAUCUUUACACGUGUGAUAAAAGCAAACGUGAUCCAGGGAGUAAAGAGACCCUCAAUUCUAGAUUGGUUCCUGCCCCUUGCCUGUUAAACUCUGAGCUCUAUUAUGAUGGGAAGACUGGGUACCAGCCUGCUUGGCUGUCAUUGCAAAUUUGUGUAAAAUGCCUAAGGCCAUGUUCCAAUUAUGGCUACGGCUUAAAAUAAAUUACACACGAGUCAAUGGUGAAUGGCUGCAGCCGCUGCCAUAGGCUCGUGUGUUUUUUCAAGCCGUAGCAAAGUAAUUCGGAGGCGGCAUUAGCUUCAUGGGCAUUGAAAGAUGGAACACAAUGUGGAUGAUUCCCAAGUUUUUCCACAAGGCACUACUUUGUCAGUCCCUAGGACUAUUGACCAGGACCUCCCUCCUGCCCACCCCCUCCCCACCCCCUCCCCACCCCCUCCCCAUUCCCCUCGCCCCCGGUUUGCCCCAUCUACCCACUGGUGUCAUAUCUUGUAUUCUGUCUUUGGCAGUCAAUUCAAACUCAAAACAAGCGUCAUGAAAAAAAAAAGUUGAUCAUAAAAUCACCCAGAUAUUUAGCAGGCAUGGCUCUAUACUUCGUGGGAGUUAAAAAGGAAUUAGCUAGGCUUGGUACUUGAAAAAAAAUGGCAAAUAUUUGAGGGAAAAAAAGGCAUUUUAGCUAGGUCAAAUGAAAUAAAACACAUCUCCCCCCCCCCCCCCCCCGAAAAGAAAUUAAAAAUAUAUAUAUUUAAACAAAUUUCUAAGAAGAUGCCUGGGUAGGUCUCUCUGGCUUAAGAUAUUGUGAAAUUUUAGUGGGAAGGUGACAAUACAGAAUCUUUAAAUAACAGGUUUAGUGUUUGACAUUGUCGGCCAAAGUUACUGUAUAGUAUUCCCAUUGUAAACUGUACAUAGAGGUGUGCAUUGAUUUCAAGAGGUGUAGCUUUUUUUUAUAGGGCAAUAUAUAUUUAAAUUAAGAUAAAAAUGACUUUUUAUGAAUUGUAUCAUGAUUUUGUAUUAAUUGAAAGUUUGUCGUUGUGCGUGCUUCCAUUCUUUUCAUAUUUUGUUUCCAGCUAGCUGUACAGCAGUCAGAUAAACACUCACAAGGGCAAAUAGGUAUUUUGCGCAUAAUUAAUGUUUGAUCUUACACCACAUUCAAAUACCUACUUUGUCUUUUUGCAGGUUGCAGGCCAUGGACCCUUCCUGCCCAUUGACCAAUGACAUCACAGCAUUUGGUCAGGUGACCACCAUGGCCCGCUGAUCUCUAUAUGAAGACUGGAUAGCGUAUGCCCAUACACCGUACAUUUUGACCAGUUUGCCCCAGUCUUCCAAAACUGGCUGCUGCUAUACGAACAUUAUACAUGUACAUACAGUGUGCGUUGUGAGGCGCAUUUGUUCAGUACACGUAUUAUGAUGUUCUAAAAAGGACAAGUUUCCGUCUUGAUUAUAUUUCCAAACGUCGCAAAAAGUGAACUGCGGCAUUCAAAAAGUGAACCUCCACGUUUGACAAAUUGUGAACCAAAGUCAGUGGUGGUGGACAAAAGGUCGACGAGGUGAACCACGAUGUUACAAAAGUGAAUCAGUACUGGCUAUUACAGAUGGCUGCUUGUCCUUUUCAGAACACCAACCAGUCUCCCCAGUAUGGCUUCAAGUGGCUUUCUUCUGCGGUUCUCUGUACGCUAUCCAGUCUUUAUAUCGAGACCAGUGCCAUGGCCUGGUCAAUCUUGGUCACACGCACUGUGAGACAGGGACCCAAGUGGGUGGGGCUUAUUGUCAAAGCUGGAGGGGGUCUAUUGGCGGCAUCCAUUACCAUGGUUAUUUUUUUCCUUUCUUCCCAUGAACAAAACAGUGCAAACCAAAACUUUAAACAGGACAGCUGUUUUUUUGUAAUAUGCCCACACCAACAGAAAAACAAUUGGUCCGUGUUUGAUCUAUUCAAAAUCUGUUGCCAUGGUAACAAAAGUUUCCAAGAUGUGUUUACAAUGUGUUUAAUAUAAACCUGAGUUUUGAACAGCAAAGUGUCACACACUUAUGAAUGAACUAUUUAAAUUUAAUGGUAUUUUUCAAUCCUUAACAGCAAGUUAAUAUAUAUAUUCUCUAUUUGAUCUUUAAUUCAGUGCAACUGUGUAGAAACCUGUAUGAUGAUAAUCUUUAUCCGACUGAAGUAACUAAAAUAUUUUGGAAAAAAAAAAUAAAGUAUUAAAAGACUUGUCGUGACUUUUGUAUAAGUUAGAAUCAAAUUAUAUGUAUAUCUGGUGAUAUUAGCUGGGGGAAAUCAUGAGUGACACUAAAUUUGAGAUACUCUUACGGUGAAAUUCUAAUUGAAAAUGUUUUGAUGUUGAAUUCAAACAAAGUACUACUAACAACAAUGUUUUGUAUUGCCUAAAGAGUGGAGCAUGUACAAAUUAUUAAGUUGUCUUUUGCUGGAAAGGCCCAUUAUAGAGCUAAUCUUAGAAAUUGGAGUGACUUGUCGUUCAGAGACAAAACAAUUAAGAAAAAGGGAAAACAAACCGGCCAGUUAUGUGUUCAGAUUUAAAGUCAGCCUGUACAGACCAAGUAUAUUUAAAUGAGUAACAGUAAUACAGUCCAUGAUUGGCUAAGUAAAAUUUGUGAUGUCACUGAUGAAUAUUCAUACAAGGAACUUAUGCUGUAUGAUUGGCCCAAAAAAUAGAUAAUUAAGUCUUGAAUAUACAUAACAGCCCAGAAUCUUUAUAAUUCAUUCAUUUCUUAUUUUUACUGGAGCAUAAAAUUGCCCUAGCAUAUCUUAAUGCAAACUAAAAAAAUUAUAUAUCACCACAAUGUUUUCCUUAUUGUUAUCAGCCUGAAAUAAUGUUACCAAAAGUCAUGUCACCCAAAGAAUAUUUAGUGAUGGGUGUGUCAUAUCAAAUUGACAUGCAAAAUAAAAGUAGAUCCUGGUUUUCUUGAAAUGGUCUUUUUUUUUCUUACAUGACAUAACAACUUGAGUAAAAUUUUCACUGUGUUUGUUAUGGGUCACCUCCCCUGACGGCCAACAGAAGCAGUGAAACCAUGGAGGUAAUUCUACCUCCAUGGUGAAACAGUGGCUAAGGCUAUCUGCAUGGCUAUGGAUGAAGCUACAGCAAGCCAUUAAAAUUAGCCACAAGCCAUAGCUUUCUGAGCCGGGGCUAUCUUAGUGUUUUAGCAUUUUCCCCUCUGAUAUGGAAGCUAUAGACAGGCUAUCUUUAAGGUGUGAGGUUGCAAUUUUCUGCAACAAAAUAAUUUUACUAAUUAUAUUUACAAUUUUAUCUAAGAAAAAGGACAAGUGGGGACAGUUAUAGGUAAUGUAAAAACCAAAAUGCUUGGUUUAGUUUGUGCAGUGGGUAAAAAAGUGUUAUAGCACUGAAUGUCAUUAAAACAAAAAUGGAAAUUUAAAA
Patiria miniata (bat star) is the source of this 7835-nucleotide messenger RNA. RefSeq names its product adenylate cyclase type 9-like. Gene Ontology annotation, biological process: adenylate cyclase-activating G protein-coupled receptor signaling pathway; intracellular signal transduction; cyclic nucleotide biosynthetic process. NCBI's taxonomy places the organism in Eukaryota, Metazoa, Echinodermata, Asteroidea, Valvatida, Asterinidae. The record is from RefSeq and is a predicted model, not a curated record. Gene Ontology annotation, molecular function: adenylate cyclase activity. The transcript has 3 exons. The coding region runs from base 1 to 2175 and encodes 724 amino acids.